Messenger RNA from Teleopsis dalmanni, 1229 nucleotides. Its product is annotated as ATP synthase subunit gamma, mitochondrial. Gene Ontology annotation, molecular function: proton-transporting ATP synthase activity, rotational mechanism. Gene Ontology annotation, biological process: proton motive force-driven ATP synthesis. The coding region runs from base 103 to 996 and encodes 297 amino acids. The transcript is spliced from 2 exons. Lineage: Eukaryota; Metazoa; Arthropoda; Insecta; Diptera; Diopsidae. The record is from RefSeq and is a predicted model, not a curated record.
UUUACUUACAUAAUGGGAAGUUUUUAACACUAUAGUUCUGUCACUGUUCAGUCGUGUCGUGAAAAUUUGUUUUUUGCACGCCGUAAGAGUUCAGAUAUCGAAAUGAUGAUGCAGCGCGCAACUCUGUUGGCUCCGUUAGCCUUGGAAGCAACAAUCCAAGCGCAACAACAGCGUGGUAUGGCCACAUUAAAAGCCAUCUCGAUACGACUGAAGUCUGUUAAGAAUAUACAAAAAAUUACGCAAUCCAUGAAAAUGGUAUCAGCUGCCAAGUACUCUCGCGCUGAGCGUGAUUUAAAAGCAGCUCGUCCAUAUGGAAUUGGUGCUCAACAGUUUUUCGAAAAAACCGAAAUUAAAGCCGAGGAAACAGCUGAACCUAAAAAACUACUAAUUGCCAUGACCUCAGAUCGUGGUCUCUGCGGUGCAGUACAUACUGGUGUUGCUCGUACAAUCCGAGGUGAGCUAGCCGUAGACGAUAAAAAUACCAUGUUAUUCUUGGUUGGUGAUAAAUCACGUUCAAUCUUGUCACGUAUCUAUGGCAAAAAUAUUCUUAUGGUUGCCAACGAAGUAGGACGUUUGCCACCAACUUUCUUGGAUGCAUCUCGUAUUGCAGCUGAGGUGCUUAAAACUGGUUAUGACUUCACUGAAGGCAAAAUAAUUUACAAUAAAUUUAAAUCGGUAGUGUCAUACCAGUGCUCUUCUAUGCCAAUCUAUAGCGCUCCAGUUGUAACGAAAUCAGAGAAGCUUACAGUUUACGAUUCACUUGAUUCUGAAGUCAUUCAAAGCUAUUUGGAAUUUUCAUUGGCAUCACUUUUAUUCUUUGCAAUGAAGGAAGGUGCUUGCUCAGAGCAAUCUUCACGUAUGACUGCCAUGGACAACGCGUCCAAGAAUGCUGGUGAAAUGAUUGAGAAACUUACACUUACAUUCAAUCGUACCAGACAAGCUGUCAUCACCCGUGAAUUGAUUGAAAUCAUCUCGGGUGCUGCCGCUUUAGCUUAAACAAAAUCCACUUGUAGCACUGCACAGAAGCAAAAUUGAAAAAGAUUUGUGUAAAACAUCAACGCUUCUAAACGUAAAGAUAAUUAUAAAUAUUAUUUAAAUCCAAGAAUAAAUUUGUUGUUCGUACAGUAAUAAUAAUAAUUUAGCGAAAAGGUGUAAUUCGAUUGAGGAACGAUUGUGCAUAUAAAACAAAUAAAUUCGAAAAUAAAUAACCAAUUAAAUAGGCUUUUCAA